Molecule: messenger RNA, 6721 nt
Organism: Vicugna pacos (alpaca)
Lineage: Eukaryota; Metazoa; Chordata; Mammalia; Artiodactyla; Camelidae
Source: RefSeq, a predicted model, not a curated record
UGUGCGCGCCGUGGCGCCGCCUCCGCCCGCCCCCAGCUCGGUCCCGCUCGCUCGCCGCGGCCGGGCGGCCCUUUCGCGUGUCCGCGCUGCCUCCCCUCCUCCUCCUCCUCCAUUUUGCGAGCUCGAGUCUGUGACUGGAGCCCGAGUCACCGCCCGCCCGUCGGGGACGGAUCCUAGAGGGUGGAAAGAGACGCCGCCGCCGGAGCGGCCGGAGCGGCGGGGCGCCAGCCCGGAGGACGCGCACCUAGGAGCCCUGGCCCGCGGAGACGGGCGCGGGGCUGGGGGCUGGCUUGUCAGCCGGGAAAUGGGAGUCUUUUUUAAAUAGGGGCUCUCCCUUCCCCCCGUGGAGAAGGGGGCGGCUGUUUACUUCCUUUUUUUAGAAGAAAAAAAUCUCUCCCUCCCGCUCCUCCUGCUUUCACACGCUAAGUUGUUUAUCUCAGCUGCGGUGGGCGCUGCGGACGGUGGAGGGCGAGCGGCGCCGCUGGCAGAGCUAAUAUUCCCUGAUGGACCCCAAGGAACCUUUAAGCACCCCCAGUAGAGAAGAGAUCCCCAGCAGUGUGCUUGUUCGGGAGAGGGGAAAUGUGGUGGACUUCUAUAAAACCCUAAGGGGAGGAGCUACUGCGAAGGCUUCUGCAUCUUCACCCUCACUGGCUGCCGCUUCACAGUCAGACUCCAAGCAGCAGAGACUUUUGGUUGAUUUUCCAAAAGGCUCAGGAAGCAACGCGCAGCAGCCAGAUCUGUCCAAGGCAGUUUCACUCUCAAUGGGACUGUAUAUGGGAGAGACAGAAACAAAAGUGAUGGGAAAUGACCUGGGAUUCCCACCGCAGGGCCAAACCAGCCUUUCCUCUGGAGAGACAGACUUUCGGCUUCUGGAAGAAAGCAUCGCGAACCUCAAUAAGUCGACCAGUGUUCCAGAGAACCCCAAGAACUCGGCACCUGCUGCUGCUGUGUCUGCUGCCCCCACAGAGAGGGAAUUUCAAAAGACUCACUCUGACGUGUCUUCAGAACAGCAUCAUUCGAAGGGCCAGACUGGCACCAACGGGGGUAAUGUGAAGUUGUAUGCCACAGACCAAAGCACCUUUGAUGUUUGGAGGAAAAAACUCCAGGAUUUGGAGUUUCCUUCUGGGUCCCCAGGUAAAGAAACAAGUGAGAGUCCUUGGAGCUCAGACCUCUUGAUAGAUGAAAACUGUUUGCUUUCUCCUUUGGCAGGAGAGGAUGACCCAUUCCUUUUGGAAGGAAGCUCAAAUGAGGACUAUAAGCCUCUUGUUUUACCGGACACUAAACCUAAAAUUAAGGAUAAUGGAGAUCUGAUCUUAUCAAGCCCCACCAGUGUGCCAGUGCCGCAAGUGAAAACAGAAAAAGAAGAUUUUAUUGAACUCUGCACCCCUGGGGUAAUUAAGCAGGAGAAACUGGGCCCAGUUUACUGUCAGGCAAGCUUUUCUGGGGCAAAUAUAAUUGGUAAUAAAAUGUCUGCCAUUUCUGUUCAUGGUGUGAGUACCUCUGGGGGACAGAUGUACCACUAUGACAUGAAUACAGCAUCCCUUUCUCAACAGCAGGAUCAGAAACCUAUUUUUAAUGUCAUUCCACCAAUUCCUGUUGGUUCAGAAAAUUGGAAUAGAUGCCAAGGAUCUGGAGAUGAUAACUUGACUUCCUUGGGGACUUUGAACUUCCCAGGUCGAUCGGUUUUUUCUAAUGGCUACUCAAGCCCUGGAAUGAGACCAGACGUCAACUCUCCUCCAUCCAGCUCUUCAGCGGCCACGGGACCACCUCCCAAACUCUGCCUGGUGUGCUCGGAUGAAGCUUCGGGAUGUCAUUAUGGGGUUCUGACUUGUGGAAGCUGUAAAGUAUUCUUCAAAAGAGCAGUGGAAGGUAGACAGCACAAUUACCUUUGUGCUGGAAGAAAUGAUUGUAUCAUCGAUAAAAUUCGAAGGAAAAACUGCCCCGCCUGCCGCUAUAGAAAAUGUCUUCAAGCUGGAAUGAACCUGGAAGCUCGAAAAACAAAGAAGAAGAUAAAAGGAAUUCAGCAGGCCACUACAGGAGUCUCACCAGACACUUCUGAAAACCCUGCUAACAAAACAAUAGUUCCUACAACAUUACCACAGCUCACGCCUACCCUGGUGUCACUGCUGGAGGUCAUCGAACCCGAGGUGUUAUACGCGGGGUACGACAGUUCUGUUCCGGAUACAACGUGGCGGCUCAUGACCACACUCAACAUGCUAGGGGGCCGGCAGGUGAUUGCGGCAGUCAAGUGGGCAAAGGCCAUACCAGGGUUCAGGAACUUACACCUGGAUGACCAAAUGACCCUACUUCAGUAUUCGUGGAUGUUCCUCAUGGCAUUCGCCCUGGGAUGGAGAUCCUACAGACAGUCGAACGCAAACCUGCUCUGUUUCGCUCCUGAUCUGGUUAUUAAUGAGCAGAGAAUGGCUUUACCCUGCAUGUAUGACCAAUGUAAACAUAUGCUGUAUGUUUCCUCUGAGUUACACAGGCUUCAGGUAUCUUACGAAGAGUACCUCUGUAUGAAAACCUUACUGCUUCUCUCUUCAGGUGGUUGAAAAUCUCCUUAAGUAUUGCUUCCAGACAUUUUUGGAUAAGUCCUUGAGCGUUGAAUUCCCAGAGAUGUUAGCUGAAAUCAUCACCAAUCAGAUACCAAAAUAUUCAAGUGGAAAUAUCAAAAAACUUCUAUUUCAUCAAAAGUGACUGCCUUAAGAAGAAAGGUUUGCCUUAAAGAAAGUUGAAUUCAUAGCUUUCAUUGUACAAACUAUCAAUCUGUCCUGUAGCAGUUUUGUUUAUCAUUUUUCUUUUUGUCCGGUUUGUUGUUGUUUCGUUUUGUUUUUGAAUACGCACUACAUGUGGUUUACAGAGGGCCAAGACUUGGCAACAGAAGCAGUUGAGCCAUCACUUUUCAGUGAUGGGCAAAGUAGAAAGUGAUAGUUGAUGGAUCCCAAAAAAUUAGACACAGUACCACGGGGGUAACCUCCACUGUCAGAGAAGGAUGGCACCUAAACCACCAGUGCCCCAAAUGUGUGUGACGAACUUUCUGCUCAGACUUCUCAGAGUUGGCUGGACAAAAUCUUCUCUAUCUUUUGUUGGCCUAUCUCCCCCUGUAUAGUUAGGGUAGCGUUUUUUGAUUUCUGCAUGGAAACCUGAAAAGUUUACAAGUGUAUUAUCAGAAAAGGGAAGUUGUGCCUUUUAUAGCUAUCACUGUCUGGUUUUAACAAUUUCCUUUCUAUUCAGUGAACUAUGCUUGCUCAUUUUUUCCUACAUAAUUUUUGUAAUCAAGUUAUUGUACAGCUGUUUUAAGAUGGGCAGCUAGUUCAUAGCUUUCCUAAAUAAACUCUAAACAUUAAUCUUCUGUGUGAAAAUGGGUUGGUGCUUCUAACCUGAUGGCACUUAGCUGUCAGAAGACCACAAAAAUUGACUCAAAUCUCCAGUUUUCUUGUCAAAAAGCUCAUAUUUUGUAUAUAUCUGCUUCAGUGGAGAAUUAUAUAGAUUGUGCAAAUUAACCGUCCUAACCAGUGUAGAGCACCUACUCCAGUGACCUGCUGGGUGAACCAUAGGUGAUGGUUUCAAAAAAAAAAAAAAACAACUACCAAGAGGCCCUGUUUGUAUCUAACGCCCUAUCUCUGCAAUGGUUAGAUGGCAAGAAAGUUGGGACGCUGUCUUUCAGGACCUUUCGUUGUAGUUUGUAUAACUUCUUAAAAGUUACGAUUCCAAAUGACCAGCUGAAAACACAGCUGAGAGAUUUUAAUCAGACCAAGUAUUUCCUCCCACUAAACUUUACCCCCAAAAACCAAAUCUCUAAUACAGCAAAAGUGGCUAGACACCCAUUUUCACAUUCCCAUUUGUCACCAAUUGGUCUACCUUUCCUGGGGAUACAGGAAAGCUCAGCGACUGAUUUUUCUGAUUUAGAGCUGUAUGUCAGACUUCCAUGUUCAUAAAACUAUACAUCCAUCACAUCCCUGUGUGUGCCAUAGAGUUUAACAACAGUCAUGUGAAUUUCUCCUCCUCGAUGUUUGAAAUUAUUUUAAACAAGAUAGAAGCUGUAGUAGCCCUUUCUGUGUGCACCUUACCAACUUUCUGUACAUUCAGAAUGUACUUAACUAAGCCACGAGAAAUCUGAUUUCUGUUCUAGGUGGCCAAAUUAUUUGUGUAAUAGAAAGCUGAACAUCUAAUAUUAAAAAUAUGAAACUUCUAAUAUAUUUUUAUAUUUAGUUAUAGUUUCAGAUAUAUAUCAUAUUGGUAUUCACUAAUCUGGGAAGGGAAGGGCUACUGCAGCUUUACAUGCAAUUUAUUAAAAUGAUUGUAAAAUAGCUUGUACAGUGUAACAUAAGAAUGAUUUUUAGAUGAGAUUGUUUUAUCGCGACAUGUUAUAUAUUUUUUGUAGGGGUCAGAGAAAUGUUGAUGGAUAACCUAUACGAUUUAUAGUGUGUGCAAGCAUUCAUACAGGCAGAAACGGUCUCAGAAACCAAAAAGGUUUGCUCUCGAGGAAGAGGGAAACAGAGACUGGCCCCGUGUGCAGUGAAGGUUGCUGAGGUUCCGUCCCAUUCAGAUCACGGAGGAAGUCGUCCUCUGCCUCCCACACUGACCACCCUUCUCAUUCCAGCAGUGAGUCUGUCGGCGCAGGUUUAGUUUACUAAAUCUCCUCUUGGGCUCAAGUGUAUGAACGGGGGACAGAGAAAGGUGGUGCUUACACACUUACAAGCACCAUCACACACAGCCUCUCCAACACUUUAAUAAAACCAGAGGCUUUAGAAGUUCGGCAAUAAUAUGCAUAGAGGUACCAGCAACGUGUAAAUAGUGCAGAAUCUCAUAGGUUGCCGAUAAUACACUAAUUCCUUUCUUUCCUACAAGGGUUCAUUUCCGAAUAACACGAAGACGUGUGUAUCUUUUCUUUUAAUGCUUUUGAAUGUUAUUUGUUAUUUUUCAGUAUUUUGGAGAAAUUAUUUAAUAAAAAUGUGAUCAUUUGGUUUUUCAAUGCUCUCUAAAGGGGGCCGUACCUUUUGUAAUCGUUUAACUUGAUCUCAGAGUAUUUUCAGAUAGUUUGUAACCGAGCUGGAUGUGAAUUUUUCGUGCCUAAGAAAUACUGCUUGAAUAUUAUCAAUGACAGUGUUAAGUUUCAAAAAGAGCUUCUGAAAGAUACAGUUUUAUUCAUUUAUAGAAUAUUCUACGGUUAAAAUCAGAAAGCACAUCACACGUUGAUCUUACUUUUGGUCCCAACAACUUGGCUCCAAGAAAAGAGCUCAGAGAAAAAAAGAUGUGUGCACUUUGUUGUUAAAAGGAAAUGAACUGACAUUCAUAAAACUAUAGGAGGCUGUACAUUAAAUGCAAAUAAAAGCUGUGUCCUUUUAGAUUAUGUGAGAAAGAAAAAAGUUACCUUCAUCACGUUUGGGUAUAAUUGUGGAUUUAAGUGGAAAAAAAGCUAUGGUGCUAUUUGAAAGCAGCUUCAUUUUCUAUGUAUGUGGUAUCUUGCCAGCCCAAACUAUUAUAGAAUUUUCAGUGAGAGGCGGCAUGCCUAGGUGACUUAAAUCCUGAACAUUUUUAAUUACUGGUGGAAAAAAGUGCCCCUCUCAAGUGUUUUUAGGCCUUGCUAUGGGGUACUAUUCAGGUGCUUUGGGGAUAUAUACAUACUCAAUUAUCUGAAACUAUGGCAGGGGAACCAAAAAGAGCACCUACCUUCUCCUAAAAAAAAAAGAAAAAAGAAAACGAAAUUGGCACCCCAGAAGGAAAACUAGCAUGAUUAGUGCCUAGGAAGACCUUGAUAUUUAGCAUAGGAUGAACUCUGGAUGUGCAUAGAAAGGAAAGCCAGCCUCACCUCCGAACUGGGGGAUGGGAGGAUAAGCAACUCCAACUUUACUCAUCCGUCUAUACAUCUUCUUGUCAUUUAGUCUGACCAUUUUAGUUCUCUUAAAUAUCCUAAAACUACAUCACCAUGGAGUGAACAAUAUUAUUACACUCUGAUCUAUCACAGUUCAAGAAUUGUGGCAGCCCUCAAUGAGAUUUCGAUCCUGGUAGGUCACCCAGAAGACCGUAGAUGUAGAUGAAUGUGUUUUUAUGUGCCUGGUUUGAGAGUCGAAAGGGAAAAUAGUGUAAAGAGGACACUUUAACCACUUAGAAUGGAAGUUUCAUCAUUUUCCAGACUAUAACCAGUCAGCCUGGUCCACCAAGGAUUAGUGACCAGGUUUUUUGGGAAAGGAUUAGCUUCUCUAGAAAAUGCCUCAAAGACAGAUUUUAUUUUCUGAUGAUUGAUAGGCUGUAUGAAACUACCCUCCUCAAAUAACUUGCUUACCUACAUAUAGAGUCAAGUGUGUCAAUAUUCUAUUUUGUAUAUUAAACAAAUGCUAUAUAAUGGGGACAAAUCUAUAUUAUACUGUGUAUGGCAUUAUUAAGAAGCUUUUUCAUUAUUUUUUAUCACAGUAAUUUUAAAAUGUGUAAGAAUUAAAACCAGUGACUCCUGUUUAAAAAUAAAAGUUGUAGUUUUUUAUUCAUGCUGAAUAAUCUGCAGUUAAAAAAAAAAGUCUUUUUACCUACGCAGUGAAACGUCAGACUGUAAAUGUAAAAUCUUGUGUGGAAAUGUUUAACUUUUCUUUUUCAUUUAAAUUUGCUGUUCUGGUAUUACUGAACCACACAUUUGUACUGAAUUGGCAGUAAAUGUUAGCUAGCCAUUUACAGCAACGCCAAAUAUGGAGAAACAUCAUAAUAAAAAAAAUCUGCUUUUUCAUUA